AUGGACAGAGGUGAAAAGGUUAGUCCUUUAAUUAAUACUCUUUUUGAAUUGCCCAUAGAUAUUUUUAUGAACACAUAAUUAUUAGAAUGACUUUUAACUAGUUCAAAGUAUGAUUCAAUAGUUGAGAAACGAACAAAUGUAUUUAAAAUGUGUAAAUAGCCUACCAAUAUGUUUAAAUGUGCAAUAAUCGUUCUCUUACAUCUAAGAAUGUAUAAUUGCUAUUUCAUAAAUAAAUGAAUGGGCUGAUACAUACCGGUAUUAAAUUGUUCUGGAUUUGUUCGAAGCACGACCAUGGCAAGUUCGUCUGUUUCGACCACAUCACAUUCUGGGUUGGAAAUGCCAAACAGGUAUGAGAAUCAUGUGCCAGGAUGGCUGUUUUUCACUUUUUUUUUCAUGUGGUAAAAAUGUUCCUGAACUUUCUCAAAGUUAAAGGAGUAUUCACUGAGGGAUGGCUAUUGGCUCUCUUAAGGGGUGGGGGCAAUAGGCAUGAAACCUCAGAGUAGACCCCACCAUUCUCCCUGCUCUUAAUUUGAUCCAGAAGCUGGAGGUUUUCCACUCCAUCACCAGGAGGUGGCGGCCCACCACAGUCCUUUACAGUUCACAACACACUAUAGAACUGUUAUUAAGGUGUUGUGCCUGAUAGUAAAUGUACAAAUAUUGUAUUGCUUGGUGAUUGAUUGUGAGUGGCAAUAGUGUUUUUUCUUCUGUUUCAACAGGCAGCAUCUUACUAUUGUAACAAGCUUGGAUUUGAACCGUUGGCCUACCAGGGUUUAGAGACAGGCUGCCGUGAUGUGGUGUCCCAUGUGGUCAAACAAGACAAGGUGAGCAGAGCAUUGCAGCAUUCUGAAUUCAUUAUGGCACAUGUUUAUAAUAGUGAGGUAACUUGAUACAAGUGAUGGAGGUCCUUGGUUGUCCACCAUGUAACUUUCAGGCUAUUUUUUCCCCACAGAUUAUUUAUGUAUUCGCGUCCGCCCUCAAUCCUGGAAACAAAGGUACAGUAUGACACAAAAAUGUAAUCCUUCAUGUGGUUAGAUAUGAUGAGAUAAGCUGUCACUGACUAGUGUGCUACUUCACCCACUCCGAUUUGAGUAUACUUUUGUCCAUCUCCUUUAUUCAGAAAUGGGGGAGCAUUUGGUCAAACAUGGGGAUGGAGCCAAGGACAUUGCAUUCACUGUGGAGAACUGUGAUUACCUUGUGCAGGUACCAAAGCAGGCUUACCGUUUAAACCAAUAUCGCUGCUCUUUCUGGAAUGAGGAGAAUGCCUCUUUCCUAAUGAGAUGGGUUGUAAAUAUACUUUUGGAUUGCAAUCGUUUUCUUUGAUUUAUUGAAAAGAUGCAUAGCCAUAGGAUUAGUCUUUUUUUAUCUUCCUGGAUCUUCAUCACAUGCAUAUGAUUAUCUGUCUAUUAUACUAUAGAAAGCCAGAGAGCGUGGUGCCAUCAUAGUGAAAGAGCCGUAUGUACUGGAGGACAAAUAUGGCAGAGUAAAGCUGGCUGUUCUCCAGACGGUAAGUCAAUCAAUAUCUGGUGAAACUGAGUGCCGAAAAGUAGAUUUACAGUAUGCUCUAGAUUUGGGAUUUUCUCUUAUAUCACUAUAGUAUGGGGACACCACACACACAUUUGUGGAGAGGAUGGCGUACAACGGGCUGUUCCUCCCAGGGUUCCAUCCUCCUCUCCACCGGGACCCCUUGUUGGCCAAGCUGUGAGUAUGAACAAUUUGAUCUGGUGUUAGAGGGUAUAGUGCUCUUUACAGACCAUUGUAAACAAGACAGAAUUCGAGUGACUGUUUCAGUUAAACAGUUGACAUCACUGUGAGGCCUUAUCUAACGUUACAGACCCAGUGGAUUACUGAACUUCAUUGACCAUGUUGUGGGGAACCAGCCAGAUGAUGAGAUGGUGCCUGUAGUGGAAUGGUAAGGCAUUGUCUAGGCCUAGCCUAGGGCACAGGGAUGUAUUAACACACACACUGGCCUGUAUAUUUUAUUCCAGACAAAAACAUCCAUGAACAUCAGAGUUUCCUCUACCACACACUGAAUGCAGUAUAAAAGAAACAGCAACCUAUAGCCAACAUUUUAGGAUUAAUUUUACAUUCUCUAGAAUGUUCUCCAUCCAAUGCAACUGAGGCCAAGUUGACUACUCCUCAUGGUUCUGCAUGCAGCUGUAGUUAGGUGGGUGAAUAGAUGGGUGGAUGGGGAGGCGUCAGUAUUAUGUAACCCAGGGUGUUUGGCAUAGGCCAGAUGCUACUAUGACUUAACAGUUUUUGAGCCGGGUCCCUGGGGUUCCCCACAUCUGGAGUCAGUUAGAGCUCCACCAUGCAGCUCUGAGAUAGAAAACAGGGAUGGGUUUGAUCUCUAAAGGGAAGGGCCAGGGAAGAGGGCUGUGGGAUAGAUAUAGUGUAGUCUCUCACCUGUCCAUCCAACACACAGGGGUUCCUGAGUAGUAAGUUCUGUUUCCAUAGGUACCAGAAUAACCUGCUCUUCCACCGGUUCUGGUCAGUAGACGACAAGCAGCUGCAGACAGACUUCAGUGCACUGCGCUCCAUCGUUGUGGCCAAUUAUGAAGAGACAGUGAAGAUGCCCAUUAAUGAGCCAGCCAUGGGUAAACGCAAGUCCCAGAUCCAGGCAAGUCAUCGCCAUGUUAUUCAAUAUAUCAUAUAUUAAGUAUGUAAAGAAAAGUUUACCAACGUAACAAAGACAUCCAUACACAUAUUCAGUACUGUACCUUUCAAAAACAGCAUUACAAAAAAUUGAAUGAGUAGAGCUUGUACCUCGCUAAACUCACUGGACUUAACAGGAGUAUGUGGAGUACUACGGUGGCCCAGGUGUCCAGCACAUCGCCAUGAACACAUCAGACAUCAUCACCGCAGUAAGUCUUUUCACACAAAACGCUAAGCUCAACCUGGUUACUUUUACAUACACAUUAAUGGAAGAUGGAAGAUUGAAAGAUUGGUGUGGUUAGUGUAUUCUCUUUGUUGUAGAUCCGUAACCUGAAGGAGCGUGGCAUGGAGUUUAUGUGUGUGCCAGACUCCUACUACCAGCUGCUGAGAAAGAAUCUCCAACAAUCCCAAGUCAGGAUCAGUGAGGACCUGGACAUUCUGGAGGUCAGAGACACCAUUUUCUCUGAUGUUUUAAUAAAUGUUUCAAUUAUUUAUUAUAUUUCAAUUAUCCAAAUACCUGAUAGUUAAUUGCAUUAUGAUGAUCAUUCAGUUAAUUUGAACUUCCAUGGUAGGUUCUUAGCUACUCAGCCUGAUAAGCACUCUAAUGUCCUGUUGCUCUGACAGGAGCUGAAGAUCUUAGUGGAUUUUGAUGACAAUGGCUACCUACUCCAGAUCUUCACCAAGCCUGUUCAGGACCGUCCCACGGUGUUCCUGGAGGUCAUUCAAAGACACAACCAUCAGGUGAGAGGAGCAUGAAAUUUCAAAGAGCCUUACCAAUGAAACAAUAUAUAACCAGAUUGAAUUUAGGACUAUAAGCUUUGCUAGUGGAUUGAAAAGUCAAUUUACAGUAUGUAAUGAUGAUAAAGAUUGAUGUGCAGAUCUACAUUUAGACUGAAAACUAUGUGAAAACAUGUCUUUGUACUCUUCCUAGGGCUUUGGUGCAGGCAACUUCAAGGCUCUUUUCGAGGCCAUCGAGGCAGACCAGAACGCUAGAGGGAACUUGACUAUCCUGACCCCUAAUGGAGUGUCUAACCAAAUUUGA
Molecule: messenger RNA, 3694 nt
Organism: Coregonus sp. 'balchen'
Lineage: Eukaryota; Metazoa; Chordata; Actinopteri; Salmoniformes; Salmonidae
Source: the annotation of a GenBank genome assembly